Molecule: messenger RNA, 2446 nt
Organism: Podarcis raffonei (Aeolian wall lizard)
Lineage: Eukaryota; Metazoa; Chordata; Lepidosauria; Squamata; Lacertidae
Exons: 7
Coding region: 106-1098 (330 amino acids)
Source: RefSeq, a predicted model, not a curated record
UUUCCUGCUAUGUCCCAAGCCCCCUUUUGCCCUCUCUUGGCAGCCGCCUCCGCUUGACCCAGAAGACAGAGAUCCCUGUAGCAGAGAAUCUCCCAGCCCAGAAGGAUGCUAUUUCUCUCCUGGUUCGUUUGUCUCUCCAGCUCUCUCAGCAUGAGAGCCGCCAGCGAGCUCCACGAAGGAGGGAACCUCUUUGCCAAGCACGGAUGUUGCAAAAGGCGAGUGCGGUCCGUCUACAUUGGACAUGAUCUCUCUGGCAGCCAGGUGAGCAUUGACCUGGGCCUCUGCCAGGCGCACUGUGGUGGUACCCGAAGAAAGAGCGCAUCAGGUUUCGCCGGCAUCUCCCGCCAAUCCUCCAUGCUGGACUUCCUCAAGACCAAAAGGCUACAGGAGAGGUUCCCCAGCUCACUCGCAGGAUCCGAACCCUCCACCAGGUUACAGCAUUCCUGCCCAGCGAAUUACCGCUGCGAGCCCAGCAGUGUCCGGGUACAAGAGCUCCUGCUUCUGGAAGGCGUUCGACAGGUGGAGGUGAUUGAGGGCUGCCAGUGCAACGCUAGCCCUUCUGAAUGUCUUCGGCUGCCGUCUCUGAAAACCCUCUUCCCAGACUCCCCUCUGGAACAGACACUGGACGUCGGCAGGUGUUCCAAUCCAGAACAUCCUGAAGAGGGGCUUUUCUGCCUGCCCACGGAUUUCGACUCUGUUCUGAUGAAGACCCCAAAUGGGCACCGUUCGGUUCAGAUUGUGGGGAGCUGCCGGCUGAGGGAGUCCUGUUACCGGGUCUCCCACAUGGAAUACUACUACGAGGUGGUGCUCAACUCUGUGGGAGAAAAACUGGAGCUGAUUAAGGAAAUUGAUGUUGGAAGAUGCUUAGGGCAAUGUGACCCUGGAAGUCCUUGCCUGCUAAGGGACCCUCAGAGCCGAGGCAAGUGCCUUGUCUGGCGCGAAGACAUCUCCAGCUCCUGCAACCCUCACCAAUACCAGACACAUACCUUCCGGAGCCGAAGCGGGGAGCUGCGCACCGUCUUUGCCGUCCGAGCUUGCAAAUGCGGGGUCUUAAAGGGUCUGGAACAGGCGCCGCGCAAAAGACGAGGUUUAAUUUAGCAAGUCAAAGGGAGGAUGAUUCCGCUAGCCAACAUCUCCCCCAGGUUUGUCAAGAGAUGGCGAAUACAUGAAUAAAUGGGCGGGUUUUUUGGGGGGGGGGAAUUUCGGUUAUUUCAGCCUUCAAGACUCAAUAGUACACUUACUUAUAAGUAGCUAGAAUGAACAUUACAUAUUUUGGGGAGAAGUUUAGACGGGGCCAAGUUUCCUAUUUGGGAUAUUGUCCUGCUGGGACCAAAGGAAAAAGGAUGUUUUAGGACCUGUUUGGUCGACUUUAUUUCCUCUCUAAGCAAGGAGGGACAUGACCAAGGACAACCCCCCCCCCCGACCUAUGAUCAAAUAUGCCUGAAAUAGUGACUCAGGGCAUUUUAAUACUUUAAUAACUUUCCUCUGGUAUAACUGGGUCCAUGUUUUGUACUCUUUAACCAUUCUUGUUGUUUAGUCAUUUAGUCGUGUCCGACUCUUCGUGACCCCCUGGACCAGAGCAUGCCAGGCACUCCUGUCUUCCACUGCCUCCUGCAGUUUGGUCAAACUCAUCCUGGUCACUUCGAGAACACUGUCCCACCAUCUCGUCCUCUGUCGUCCCCUUCUCCUUGUGCCCUCCAUCUUUCCCAGCAUCAGGGUCUUUUCCAGGGAGUCUUCUCUUCUCAUGAGGUGGCCAAAGUAUUGGAGCCUCAGCUUCAGGAUCUGUCCUUCCAGUGAGCACUCAGGGCUGAUUUCCUUCAGAAUGGAGAGGUUUGAUCUUCUUGCAGUCCAUGGGACUCUCAAGAGUCUCCUCCAGCACCAGAAUUCAAAAGCACCAAUUAUUCGGCGAUCAGCCUUCUUUAUGGUCCAGCUCUCACUUCCAUACAUCACUACUGGGAAAACCAUAGCUUUAACUACAAUAUGACUAUAUAUGACUACAAUGGACAAAGACAACAGGCAAAAGGAUCCUAAGUACACAAAAUGUGAUGGAAGAACUGAAGAGGAUAAUCGAUGACAGUGAAAUCACGAAAGAAGAUGAUGCCUUAUGGCCGCAUCCUGACAGAGUUGACCGGCAGGAGCUUGGAAUUGUAACUGGUGGUGAACACAUCUCUUUAACCACAUCAAAAAUUGGUUCUCUUAUUGAUGUGAAUCAGUCCAAGGAUCCAGAAGGUCUCAGAGUGUUUUACUGCCUUGUCCAGGACCUCAAGUUUCUCGUCUUCAGUCUCAUUGGGUUACACUUCAGGAUUAAGCCAAUUUAAAUUGCAUGGAUUUAAAUUUGUACUGUCAAGUUUCUUUCAGUGGGGCCACUUUCCAUUCUUUAUCUCUCAUUGGUUUUAUGUGUGUCAGACUUUUUACAGAGUGAAUUUAAUAAAUGCUAAAAAGCUUU